Messenger RNA from Rattus norvegicus (Norway rat), 1074 nucleotides. It is a transcript of the gene Rnf138l1, whose product is annotated as ring finger protein 138 like 1. NCBI's taxonomy places the organism in Eukaryota, Metazoa, Chordata, Mammalia, Rodentia, Muridae. The transcript has a single exon. Gene Ontology annotation, biological process: protein ubiquitination. Gene Ontology annotation, molecular function: ubiquitin protein ligase activity. Bases 237 to 980 code for a protein of 247 amino acids. The record is from RefSeq and is marked validated. Gene Ontology annotation, cellular component: chromosome.
GAGCGUCACUCGUCACUCGCUGGAGAUCCACUGCUCUGAAGCGCAGUCAACUGCUGGACUGAAAGGUACUGAAAUCGGACCGCGGCACAGGGCUACCUGUUUAUCGAUCGGCCGCGGAGACAGACAGCUUGACCUAAAGCGCCGCUUGGAGAAGAUCCGGAGGGGAGCUCUGGGCCGCCACCGCCACCUCGGCAGCUGCGAGCCGCCAUCGCCUUGGGCCUCCACCCGUCACCACCAUGGCCGAGGAAGAGUCUGCCUCCACAUCUUACACCGAAGAUGAUUUCUACUGUCCAAUAUGCCAAGAAGUCUUCAAAACGCCUGUUCGGGUCGCGGCCUGUCAGCACGUUUUCUGCAGAAAAUGUUUCCUGACUGCAAUGAAGGAGAGCCGGAUCCACUGCCCCCUGUGCCGUGGAAAUGUGACAAGAAGAGAACGAGCUUGUCCAGAGAGAGCUUUAGACCUCGAAACCAUCAUGAGAAGUUUUCCUGGUAAUUGCCGAUGCUGUUCCCAACGCGUUGAACUCUAUCGCAUGAGGCAGCACUACAAAACUUGCGAAAAGUACCAGGACGAGUUUGGAGUUGCUACACCUGCUUCAAGCUUCCAACUCUCUCCAGACUCCGUGGGCAACAGUAACAACGAGGCAUCCGCCUCCGAGAAUGCCGAGGCUUUUCAAGAAGAAGAAGACAACGUGAGCCCACCUGAUCAGCCGACUUUUGAUUGCCCUCUGUGUGAAGAAGUGAACAUGACUAGACAGCGUUUGCUGGAUCAUUGCAAUAGCAGCCACCGAGGUCAUGUUGUGCCAGUCAUUUGCCCGAUUUGUCUCUCUCUUCCAUGGGGCGACCCUACUCAACUCACCAGAAAUUUUGUUAGCCAUCUUAACCAGAGGCAUCAGUUUGAUUACGGAGAUUUCGUGAAUCUUCAGCUGGAUGAGGAAACCCAGUACCAGAUUGCCAUCGAGGAGUCUUUCCAUGUUAACAUCUAGGUUUUCCUCAUCCCGACAAUUGCUCCUACGGGACAAUUUACAUGAAAUCAUCCUUUCAAUAACUUGAUGUUUUAAAUAAAAGUAAUCAGUCUGA